Taeniopygia guttata (zebra finch) is the source of this 8791-nucleotide messenger RNA. The record is from RefSeq and is a predicted model, not a curated record. NCBI's taxonomy places the organism in Eukaryota, Metazoa, Chordata, Aves, Passeriformes, Estrildidae.
GGGCCGGGCCGGGUCCUCGCCCCCGAGCCGCCCGCGGGGUCGCCCGGCAACGCGGCGGACGCGGCGGCACCGACCCGCGGCCAUGGCCUCCAAGGCGAGCAAGAAGAAGGAGCUCCCCUCCUCAAAAACGCCAUCUGUGCUUUCCAGUGUAGCUGCUUCUGACAAGAAGUGUAGAUUUCCUAUUUGGCCAGAAUGGAAUGAUGCAGAUAUCAAUGCAGAAAAAUGGGAUGCUGGAAAAGCUGGAAAAGAAAAACCUGGAAAAGGUCAAAUUUCACCUGGAUUUGAUGAUCCUGAAGGGAAAAUAAAGUUGCCAGCAUCCUUAAAAGUGCAUUCAUGGAAACGUCCACAAGAGUUUUUAACAAAAGAGGUUCCUGUGGUAGUCCAAAAUGAAACCUCAUUUGACCUUAUUUCAGCAAAUGAGCACAUAUUUUGCUGUGAGCUGAUGAGAUGGAUUGUAAGUGAAAUCUAUGCUGUCUGGAGGAUAUCUAAUGAAAAUUCCUUAAAUAGUGAAACACCCACACUUGUUUGGAAACCUUGGGAACACAUUUAUGCCUUAUGUAAAGCUACCAAUGAUCACAUACCACUGUACAAUAAAUUUGGAAAAUAUGUAUUGAAACUUUAUUGGAUGGGAUGCUGGAGAAAGAUCGUUGUGGAUGACACUAUGCCAUUCAGUGAAGAGGAGAAUUUGUUAUUGCCAGCUACAACCUGUCAAAAGGAACUUUGGCCGAUGUUGCUGUCCAAAGCAAUAAUUAAGUUAGCAAAUACUAGUAUACAUGAAACUGGAAAAAGAGAAAUGGAGGAAUUUACAGUUCUACAAACACUGACUGGAUGGAUACCAGAAGUUAUUCCUCUCCAGCCCGAAUACUUGGACAAAGUUUGGAGCCUUUUGCAAGAGAUUGUGCCAGAAUUCAAGUUGCCAGAGAAGAAGGCCCCAGAACUUGAGAUGACUCAGGAUGACACAAAAACUGAAGAGAGCAGAGACUCAGAGUUAAAAAGUGUAGGCUCAUCUGUGAGUAAGCUGCCAGAUACAACUGAGAGAGCAGAGACAGCCAAUAAUGUUAGCAAAGAAAAAGCAGAGCAGAAAAAAGUAGGAAAGAAAAAAAAAGGAAGAGAGAAAGAAAAAGGCAAGGGAGCAGAAAAGCUGGCAAAAGCCCAAGGCCUUCAGGACUUAACUGAAAAAACCCAGCCAGAAAUGGUCGUGUAUGCUGGCUGUAUACCGCUGCAUUUGUUUGAAGAGGACAUUUUUUUAUUAGCACAAAUGGCUGAUUCUUCAGAGAAGAUGAGGCAAUAUGGCCUUUCCCAUAUACACAACCAUCCUGUCCUGAUCACUAGAACUAGGUCCUGUCCUCUUGUAGCACCUCCAGAACCACCACCACCACUUCCACCUUGGAAGCUUUUCCGUCUGAAAAAGCAAGUUGUUGUGACAUCUGAACCCCAAGAGCCUGUGGUAGAGAAACCUGAAAAAUAUGUUGAGAUUGCUAGCCUAUUUUUUAAAUACAAAUUGGACAUUAUCAAAAUUCCAACAGACACCCGCUUUCCACAGUCUAUCCUCAAAAAAGGAUUUAAGUCUAUAUCCUGUCUUACUACUGUUACUGAAACUGAUGAAAAUGAAAGUGACAGUAAUGGGGAUAUGAAUCAAAAUGGGAGACACUCAAAUGCAGAAGAUUUUUCUCAGGAGACCAUUUCCUUGUUGCAACAAAAUGCAGAGGUACCCAGUAAAGAAAAACCUGACAAUAUCAGUUUAGAUACAAAACAAAUGUCAGAAAGAGCUGAUAAGGGUAUGAAGAGCAAGACAGGGACUAAAUCAAAGGAUGGAACAGCAUUAGAAAAUAUUUCAGUUUCCAGGGAAACCUGGAUUACCUUUGAAGACUUCUGCAUUUGUUUCCAGAACCUGUAUGUUUUCCACAAGCCACAUACAUAUGCCUAUAAUUAUCAGAAGACAAGUUUUACGUCUUCUGAUGAGGAAGUCUUCUGUUAUUUACUUGUGGACAGUCUGAUGCCCAUUGAAAUCUUGGUUAGCUUUUCUGCAUUAGUACGCUGGAAUGUUACCGAAGGUACUAAAGAAGAAUGUCCAACAGGUGUGCUGAGGGUUGAAUAUUUCUCUUGGAAAUCUGUGACUCCUGGAGAACUUGUGUUAAAGAUGCGUACAUCUGCAACCAAAGCUACUGUGGUAAAUCUUCCUGUUGGGCGACACAUCCUGCUCUUCACAGUAACUUGUCCCAUAGGGCACAACAUUCAGCUGUGUACCAUGGUGCCAUGUGUCUUUGGAGAAGAGGAUGCUGUGAUACCGGCUCUUCAGAAGGAGAGCUCUCGAUUUAUAGAACAGGCUACAGCUAUCCUGAGAGCUGUUGGAAAUGUGAUAAAUAAUUACAGCAGUAAGGAUGAGCUUCCUAAAGCCUUGAAGGAAUUGGAAGUAGCUUAUUGUCCUCCUGGGCUCCAUGAUACUAAAACAGCUGAAGAAAACAGAAAGGCUUUCAAUAAUGCAUUUUGGUGUUUGAUCAAAUAUGUAUUAGACAAGAAGGAUCUUUACAGAUAUAAAUUUGCCUUCAGGUCCUUUACUUUGGAUUUUAAAGACACUGAUAUUUCUGGUGAUGACACUGUGUUUUCAGGCAGCAACAGGACUUCCAGCUUUGUUGAUGUUACUCAUUCUUCCAAUCCUUCAGAGAGCAGUGAGGAGAAAUCCCUUAGUAGUUGUGCGAAUCAAACUCCCACAUCUGAAGAAGAGGCAGCAGCUCUGAAAAUUCAAGCCAUCUGGCGAGGGACCUAUAUUAGGAAAAUAUUGAAGAGCAGAGAACCAGGUACAAAAGAAAACACUGAUGUUGAAGAAACUUUGAAAAACUUGUGGACUAUGAUUGAGUUAAAUUUUGAACAGUGUGCUGUAACGUUGUUAAGAGAAAUAUUUAAAAUAAAUUGUAAUUCAGUUGAAAAGUUUCCUUGUUAUGAAGAUGAAUGGUGUAAGAUGUAUUUCACUGAAUAUGAAGUAACAUAUGCAGAUCAACCACCAAAUGCCUGGUUUCUGGUUUUCAGAGAAAUAUUUAUUGUCCCAGAAGACAUGUUUAUAUUGACAAAGGUGUUUACCACUAUCCCUUCCUGUAGACUACAUGUUCUUGAUAAUGACACACAGGAGGAAAUUCCACAUGCCUUUUUCAAAGUGACACCUCAUGUUUAUACCAAAAACAAGAAAGGAUACACUUUUGUGGCUGAAGCCCACACUGGUAACCAACCUGUGGCAGGUGGCAAAUGGAAGCUCCGCUUCAUCAGCUCCCACAGUGCCCUUCCAGUUCUCUCUCGUGCUGCUGUAAAUAAUACCUAUUCUACUCUACAGUUUAAGGAGUAUUACAUCCCCAACAAAGAGUUCCUAUUGUUUAGGUAUUUUGUAAAGGUCAGAGCACCACAUACUGCUACAUUGCAGGUACAAACCUCUAAUUCAGACGUGCUCAUUAAACUACAAGUCCUAGAUAAUGAGAAGGAAAUUACAAGUAUCAUUGGAAAGGGCAAUGCAGUCAUCCCAGUUUUUAAUUUCUGGAGUAAUCAAUCACUUCUGAGCUCCCAGUUAAAAAACCUACAGAUUAUUCAGAGGAGCACAGUGAAGGGAUUAGAAACUGGACAAUUAAAAAAAGGAAGUAGUAAUUCAUCAAAGGACAGCAAAACUUCUUCCAAGACAGACCUGGUACAAGAAUGCUCAGUGAUAUUAAUAGAUGAAUCUUCAGUCUCAGAAAGCUUUGAAAAUAAUGUUGGAAGUCCACAACAAUCUCACCAGUAUUCAAUAGAGGCAUUUGUGUUGCAUGAUAGUUGGCCACUCACUGAGAGUGAGUCUUUACUUGUUCAGGAACUGAAAGAAAUGCAGAAAGAUGAAAUUAAAGGUGAUUGCAUUCAUUCUCUUCAUUUUCCCUGUCAGACUGCUUCUCACAACAGAAAUUCUGUUACAUCCUCUUACACUUCUAAGUUGGCUACAUAGUGACAGCUUGCACUUGACAAUAUCCUUCUAUACAGCUUCAGCUCACGUUGCUGAACCUUGUCAGUGUCAUGAGUGUUCUCAUGUUGAAUUCAAGGUAGCAGUACUCCAGUUCAUAGCUCCCCUUCUCCAUGCUAAUUGAUGCUCAUCAAAAAUACUUAAACUACAGUCAAUGAUAACAAGCAAUUUUUCCUUAUUAUUAUAAAAUGGUGUAAAUACAAUAAUUUUUAAAUGGUGUAAUUUUUGUGCCCUCUCAUAAAUGCUGCCUUUCAAAGUAACCAAAUCCAUGUCACAGUUUUUAUUAACUGAGUGUUUCUGUUUAUACAAGGAUACCAGAUUGCCUGGGCCACCAACAGAAUUUAAACACAACUUAUAGAAAAAAGUUUAAAACCAAUACUCAUUUAAUAUUUAGUGUGUAUUUUUGUACCCCUAUUAACAGCAAUAUUUAUCUGAAGUGCAUACUAUAGUUAAGUAUUUUGGGGGAAAGCUCUAAUGUUUAUUUCUUCUGAUUGUGACCUAGUCUUACAUAAUUUUGAAAACUGACCUUUACUAUUUUAAAAUUGCUGACACAAGUUGUCAAACACAAAAUUAAUAUAAUAAUAAUAUUGGUAUGUAACCAAAAAGGUAUUGUUUCACCACGUGAUUUUUAAGUAUGCUGCAGUGAUCCAGGUUAAAAAUUUAUGCGAAAAGUUUUCUCCUUUUCAAAUAUCUCUUUUUCAUGUAAACCAAUACUGCCAUCUAGAGUUAAUUUUGUGUUAAAGCUAAUUUAUCACACCAAAAGCAUAUUUUAACUUUGUAUUAAGAUCUACUAAAAUCUUUUAAACUAGUCUCCCUUUAAAUUAAGACCCAUAAUAUUAUACUCUUGAUAUUCACCAACAUUAUAAAUACUUAUUUAGAACAUUUUUGAAGACAGUAAAUUCUCUGAUAUACAGAUGCUAUGAUAAUUUGGUAUUUCUUGAUGUUUGCACUUGUAAAAAGAACUGUGUUAGCGAAAGUUACUUUGUGAAUAAUAAAGUCAUAUUUAUUAUAUAUUAAAUCCCCUUAAAUGUUUCAUUAAAGAGCACACUGCACAAACAAAACAUUAAAAAGGCAUUAGGCAGGAAAACCUAAGUACACAGAAAUUAGGAACUUCCAUGUAGUUUAUUUAUACUUCAUUUAUGUCUUCAUUCUUUUGUCUCUUUCUUCCUCCCUUUUUUGGUUGUGUUUUUUUUUUUUUUUGGUUUUUUUGUUGUUGUUUUUGUUUUUUGGGGGUUUUUUUGCCUCUUCUGAGAACUGUUGUGGAGCAAGUCUUCAAUGGAAAAAGACUUUUAAAAAUGUAAGCUCAAGAUUCUUGUGUAAAGGGGGAACGAUUAGCAGGCAGUCUUGCAACUUCUAGUACCAUUUUCAUUUGCUUGACUGUGUGAACAAAAUAAUUUUAAGGUUCAUUUUGCAUAUAGGAUUUUUGGCUAUUAUGUUUUUGGGUUCUUUGGUUUUAUUUUUCUUGUGGUAAGAUCAUCAGUUUUAUUGAGCAACUGUCACAGCCCCGAGCUGAAUCAUCACUGUGUUCUGAAUGCUGACUGCAGCACGUAUUUUAUGUAGUGCCUUAAAUUACCUUAGCUGUUGAUGAGGGCUGUCUAUGCAACUGGGAAAGCAGGAGAAGACAGAGUGCCCAGCCCAGAUAGUAGAGGUAGGUUUGAAAAGGCAGGACAGGCAAUAUGCUUUGGAAUAUUCCUUUUUAUCCUCCAGAGCGGUGAAAGUUUCUCCCACAGAUUUUAUUUUCCCACAGGAGAACUUGCUGGUUCAUGCCAAGGAGAAUAUUCCAUGGGAUGUUUAACAGGAUGUUCAGAUCCCUCUCUCUCUCUCUUUCACUUUCCCAGCUUGCCUGUCAGUAGUGAUUAAUCACUUGCCUGGUGUUCAGUGAACAAAUAGUUCACAGAGGAUACAUGAUGGUCCUCUAGAUAUCUAAGCCACACCUUAACCCCACACUACUAAUGCAACCACAUUAUUGGUUUGCUUCUAUCCUGGUGUGAUUUUUCUGUAACUUUAGUGUCUGGGUGAGCCCAACUUUGGAAAGACUUUUGAUGUUGCCAUCUGUCAAGAAUCCUUCUGAGGGUCCAGUCAAAGAAGGAAAAGCAACAUCUGAAUCUUUUUUUAAUGACAGACAGUUCCUUAUGGGGCAACUUACAGUCAUUACUACCAAAUACUGGGUAAUCCCACUAAAUGCUCAGAGACUAUUUCAGAUAGCAGUAGCAUGAUAUCUUCUCAAAGACAGCUUCAAAAGACUCCUCUGUAUUAUACCUAUGAAUACCAUAGAUUCUCUGUAAUUUAAAUUUCAUAAAUCGGGAGUAGCUAACUUGCCUAAAAAAGAGAACUGAUGUAUCUCAAUCUGAAGCUGAGUUUCAGCUAGGAAUCAUUUGGUGCAAUUGUUGAACUUGUCAUAGACAGCAUAUCAGACUGGAUGAUCACUUGGGUCCCAUUUGGCAUUAGACUCAAUUAAUUUUUGUAUAAAUAAUUGAAAAGCAGUAGAGAAGCUAAUUUUAAAGUUGCUGUCAGCUGUGUGUCAUCAAUGUCAGCCCAUGUGAUGACCAAGCUUUUCUUGAUGCCACACAAAUAUAAAAACUGCCACUGAGAGUUUGUGACAAUUGAUGCACAAGGUAUGAGCUGGAAUGGCCUUUUACUUUCUGUAUCAUCUGCCUGCCUUUCUUACCACAUCCCAUUCAAAGCAUUUGCCUGGCUUUGCCCUUAGAAAAGCCCUGAGCUGCUGUUCAUAUCUCCCUUUGAAUCAGAGUGGGUAGCAUGCCAAAAUGCAGUCAUUGCCCCUUCCAGACAUUUCUGGAGGUUGAUCCCUAAACUGGGGAUACUGCUUGCUCUGCUGAGGAAGUGGGAAGGGCUGGGGGAACCUGAACAGUGCAGUACGUGGGAGAGCUUGGAGAUCUCAACUUAAUCUUGCACUAAGCCUUCAUAUCUGGAGUUAAAGUAGGUUACGUCAUUGUAGCCCAUGUCAUUUCUUAUGCUUGCUUAUUCUUUACUAACGUAUCAGGGUAUGCUAUAAGUUCAGAGCAUCAAAAUGUUAUAAUUCAGAGUUACAAAAUAUUUCUAGAAACCAGACAAAGCUUGUAGUGUCCCAUGACAUAAAAAGUCUUUGUCUGGGAUCAUUUAGCUAACUACACUGAAUGUCUUUGAGUGUUUGUGUAAACAACAAAUAAUUUAUCUCUAAAAAUGAAUUACACCUUAAAUAAUGCAUGUACACCGACCUGAUUUAUGGUGUUAGUAUGUGAUGAUAAUGUGAAAUUAAAGGGAAAGGCAUUUAUGCAAUCAUUUUAUAACUUUGAAUUAUGACAUCACUAUUUUAUAUUUGCAUUUCCUGUGGAGUUGUUUUAGUAUAUUCAAUAUUUGUGGAGACCACUUUAAUUUUUUUGCUUUCAUUCAUUAAUAUAGCAGCACUGAAUUAAUUUAAGCUUUACACUUCGGUGUAAAAUGUCACUGGACAUGUUUUAAGUAUCAUGAGGAGAUAAGAAUAAUACCAUUUGUAGACAAACGUGUAUGAUAUAUGAUGUAAUACAGUUAUAUACCAUAUAUAUUUGUAUGUGGAGCUAUAUGUGAGUUAUAAAUAUGUUUCUAUAUCAUUAAUAUUUACAACUUUAUGUAUCCAUGUAACCUCAGCCGUGACAAUGCAAAUCUCAUCCAAAGUUCAUUAAUUCUGCAGUACAAUGAUUUGUCCUCAGUGGAAAGAAACUGGAAAAGCACGAAGUGACAGAUAUCUGCCUUAAAAGCAUAAACUGAAAGAUAGCUUAUUAUUAUCAUCAGACUGUGAAAAAGUUACUCAUAUCAACAUUUUCUGAGAGAAAUCCCCUGUCUUACCAUAUUGGGUAAAUCUAAGUUUUCAGCACUUCUCUCAAUGUUUCAGGCAAUAGGAAGGUGGAAGGAAAUGGAGAUUUCAGACUCAGGUUUUAAAUCUUUCUCAUAGUGUUUUGGAUUCAUCCCUGGUUGUUUAAACUGACACAUUCUUUAUGCUAUUAAAGUUAUAUGCUCUUACAUGCUUUAUUUGUUAAUUUAUUUUAAAAACAAUAUGACAUGGAAGAAGUCUUGUUUACAGCUCUCACCAGCUAAGACAUUGCAAAAUAACUGUUGCAAAUGUCAAUUCUCAGCAUCAUUAAUUCAAACAUAUAGUAUACAUAUGUUUUGAUAAUAGAGUUAAUUUAAAAUGUUCUCAGAUAGUUCUGACAAUGACAAUUCUGCAUUUCUUAAAUAUGCAUUGAGUCUGAAACAUGUUUCUUUGUUUUAACUUCCUUGCAUUUUUAUGGGGUGCUCUAGACAGUCUUAGGAUGUGAGAUGAGAACAUUUGACUUUACCUGUUUUGAGCUUCUUACUUUCCAUAACAAACACUGACAGAGAUUGUAUGAGACUGUAGAAGGGAAGUGAGAGUCAGGCUGUGAUUCUGUGCAUUGCAGUCUUUAUGCUGACCCAUACACAAAGCAGCAAUGCUGGCAGGCACUGUGAAAAACUCUCAAUUAAGCCCUAGCUAAAGUGUUAUUUAGGACAGAAAAGGCUGUCACAACGUGUUCACUUUGUAAGUAUGCUUUUAAAAGUUGUUUGGUCCUCAUACUCUUUCUUGGUAGUACUUGAAAGUGUCAACUAAUUAACUGGCUUUCCUUGUCUCUCUGUAUGGCUGUUUUGUGCUGUUAUUCCACCCUGGGUUUUAUAUGGAGAAUUAUAUGUAUGGAUAACAAUGACAUUAUCUAAAUCAUAAUGCAUUAUAACUACAUAUGAGUAAAACACAGAAGAAAGUAUGAGGAGCACAGCUUUCCCCUAAUUCUUACUUCUUUCCAAGUCAAAAAGAUUGCAAAUAUUCCAAAA